Molecule: messenger RNA, 3189 nt
Organism: Malassezia globosa CBS 7966
Lineage: Eukaryota; Fungi; Basidiomycota; Malasseziomycetes; Malasseziales; Malasseziaceae
Exons: 1
Coding region: 1-3189 (1062 amino acids)
Biological process (GO): iron-sulfur cluster assembly
Cellular component (GO): cytosolic [4Fe-4S] assembly targeting complex
Source: RefSeq, a predicted model, not a curated record
AUGGACGUGGCACUUCAGGCGUACGUGGAUGGCACGUAUGCCAGCGUUCCGCCUUCGGUGUGCGAAGACGUCGAAAAGGGCAAGCACUCUUUGCUAGACCUUAUCAAGAAUCUAGGGACGUAUUUGACAUCGGAUGACGAGGUGGUUCGCGCGCGCGCCAUUGCACUUCUUAGCUGUGUGAUCGAGCAUCUUGCAUCUCAGCGUGCGGAUCACACACAUGUGCAGCUACGAAGACAAACCAUCCGUACGCUGACAGAAUUUUUCAGCAGUAAGAUAUCUGAUGCUGUCAUUGUCGGAGACAUUAUGUCUCAGCGCGCAAACGAUGCGCCUGUUGUGCCUGCAACGGCACCUCGAGCUGCCAUCAAAGCGGAAGAGGAUCGUACACUGCGGGCAGACCAGAUGCUCUACGACUGUUUGCGAACACUAUUGGUAUUGAGUUCUGUCGGGUUCGAGGAGAAUGAGGCUCGCAGCCGCGAUGCGUUUGGUGGCGAAGAUGCCCGAACUGCAGCCAAAGCACUCUUUUCUCUAGACCUGCACAAAUACCCACAACCAUUACGCUUCGUUGUUGGCCAGCUCCUGGAUGCUCUCGUGACACGACAUCUGACAGCUCUUGCUUCGAUGCGAACAGGUCCCGAUGCGCCGGAUGGAAGUGCGUUCGUUCAUGGCUACGCGACGCUUGUGACAGGUGAGAAGGACCCGCGUAAUCUGCUUCUACUGUUUGGUCUCGCACGUGUCUUGUUGUUGGAAUGGGACAUAGGACCAAAGGAAGCUGAUGCGAUGUACAAUAUCUUGUUCUGUUACUUUCCCAUCUCGUUUCGUCCGCCACCCGAUGACCCAUAUGGCAUCACACCAGAUCAAUUGAAAAAGGCAUUGAGGGCAUGCCUAAGUGCAUCGUCGAAGUUUGCCCCUAUGGCCUACCCGUUGCUUCUUGAAAAGCUCAGUGCAACUGGUGGCUCGUCAAAAAUUGACACAUUGCAGACGAUCUCCGCAUGUCUGCCGGUCUAUGGCCGUGCGGCUGCGAUCGAGCAUGGCUCUGACCUAUGGACUUACCUUCAACUAGACAUAUUGCAGCCUACAGAUGAGCAGAUUAUUCCCUUCGCGCAAGACACUCUUACAGCUUUCUUGCGAGUCAUAUGCACGGACCAGUGGGAACCACUUGCUCAAACGAUCCUCCAGACAUCCCUUGAUCUGUGUCAAAGCACGUCCCAGUCCCAGGCGCGCGACUCCAUGCGUAUCUUGCAGUGCUUUGUGAAUGCAUGUCAUGUCACUUACACCCAGGCUACCAAUCAGUUCAUGCGCAUCAUGCUGCGCCAGUGGCAGGACGUCAGCUCAGACGUCGCACAUCAACGUACAGAGCUCCGUUCUAUGUAUUUGAAUCUGCUUAUCACUGCACAGGAUUCGUACGAGAAGCAUGGUCGCCCGCUGGAUGCAUUUCAUGAACAGCUUGUGUACAUAUACACGUCACCCUCCUUGUGUGAGCGUGAGCACGGGCUCCGUGGCUUGCAGUGCCUCUUUCAGCUACCGGGCUUGCUGACACCCGAUGACAGGCUGCGUGCGACUCGAUGCUUGCAAAAUGUUCUACUUGAAGCGCCCAAAGCACUCCAGCCACAUGCACUCAAGGGACUUGAAAUCGUGCUGGACAUGGAUCGCUCCCUCAUCCAAUCUGAAACCGUACCGUUUCUUCUGUCUCGUCUUCCUACACACGUCCAACGGCCGCCGCUACAUGUGCCUCCGAUUCUCAGUGCCGUAUCGUGUUUGUGUACGACAUCAGAGCUGUUUGAUGCGUGGCAAGCACGUGCAAUGAGCUUGCUCAAGACACUCAGCACUAGUGCAGAUGACCUGGCGCAUGUCGGGUAUAUGUGUGCGUUGCUUGCGACACUACAAGUCACAAUUGAGCGCAAGAUGGAGGCAAAGCAUGAAGAUCUGCCACGGUUAGCACAAGGAUUGACUAUACGUUUGCUCGACUGGCUGCAUGAUCCAAAUGGCAUAGCCACUCAUCAAAGGCUUGUCAUGCAGCAAGCAAGUGACUUGCUCUUGGUAUUGGUGCCUCAUAUCCCCGCGACGAACGUGACGGAGCUCGUUGGACGAGCUAGUCGAGAUAUCCGUGUGGGGCACACGGAGCCAGAUGCAUUCUCUCAUGUGCACGACCGACUCUUACCAUGUGCGGCAAUAAUCACAGGUCUGUCUCGACAAGCAACGCUUCCACAGGCGUCAGAAUGGCUUCGUACAGUCGUAUCGUGGAUCCAACAUUCAGCCAUGGAAGAUUGGUACGCAAAGAGCGCGUGUUUCCUGCUCUGCGCUCUUGCAAACAAGUUUGUGGAGCCUGAGCCGGAAUACCUGGCGACGUUUUGGGCCACGGUCCCGACAAUUGAGGCUCGGCCACGUCACCGCUUGCUUUGUUUAGAGGCAUGGCUAUGGCUUGCUCGUGGUUGGAUGGCUCGUGGCGUCGCUUUUGGAACAGACAUGGUUCACACACUAUUGACCGACAUGCUUCGUGACGAGCGCGUGGGCGUUUCAGCGGCUAGAGCGCUUCAUGUGCUGGCCGAUCAUGACCAUCUGUUGACGCGAUCACGCGGGUUUCAAGUGCGCAUCUUGUACAAGCAACGUAUCCUUGAUUCUCUUCUACAGUCAUUGAUGAAGACAUACCGCGAACAUCGUGACGAGACACAGCGUGCACCAUGUCUCGUUGCCAUUGCAACGAUUCUGCCAGCUUUGACGGAAGCGUCUCUUUAUAUGUACGUCGAAACGCUCCUCCCCAUACUGUCGCAUGCACUGUGCUUGAGCGAUGCUCGCGUGCGUACGUCGUGUGCAAGUUUUGUGACAAAUGUCGCUCAGCGUCUAGCAAAUGCAUCUGAUGCAUCGACGACAGCGACGCCGACGACGCAAGAGCAUGAUGCAGAUCGUGCGUUGCGAAAUGCUUUGAUCGAGCACCUGCCCGUGCUCGUACCUCGCCUACUCGCGAACGCGGAGCCUGGCGCCGACCAUUCUAUCAGCGUGCGUUUGGCAUCCCUUCAAGCGUUGCAUGCGCUGGUGGAUGCAUUGCCGCAUGAUUGUUUGUUCAUCUAUCGCCGACAAGUCGUGCAGACACUAGGUCGGCACGACAAAGGCGUCGAUGACAAAGUCCGCUCUGUGCGCGCAGCUGCAGUGGAUUGCCGCUCAGCAUGGUACCGAGUUCAGGCUCUAGAGUAA